UCCACGCACUCACGUCCCCCGGCGCCCGUCCUCUCUGCGGCGUGAAGCAGCGGGUCUGGAGCAACGACGCCAACACUGGAGCUAUAAAUACGAACAACGGGGGCUCCCGUAGAAAACGCCGCAGCAACCGGACCAGAGAGCGCAGUGACCUCUCUCGCUCCAUCUCUCUCUGGAACUACUUGUAAAUUUAUAUCCCCCCUAAAAAGGACCACUGCCGCCGCAUAUCUGCCACAGAAAAAAAAUCCUCUCAAAAAUGGUGCAAAAUAAGAUCACCGAAGUCACAGAAUUCCACCGCUCCUUCAAGGGCCAAAAUCCCUCUGAAUCUGACGACCUGAUGGAUUCGGCAUUUAAUUUUGAUUCCGACCCGAGACAUGACAUGCCCUCCAGCCAGCCUAUUGACAUCCCUGAUGCCAAGAAGAGAAUCAAGAAGAAAAAGCGUUGCCGGGCAACUGACAGUUUCUCUGGACGAUUCGAGGAUGUCUACAGGCUACAUGAGGAGGUGCUUGGAGAGGGGGCUUAUGCCAUAGUGCAAACGUGCUUCAACCUCAUCACCAACAAAGAGUAUGCGGUCAAGAUCAUCGAGAAGAGACCCGGCCACAGCCGCAGCCGCGUGUUCCGGGAGGUGGAGAUGCUCUACCAGUGCCAGGGCCACAGCAACAUCCUGGAGCUGGUGGAGUUCUUCGAAGAGGAAGACAAAUUCUACCUGGUGUUUGAAAAGCUCCGAGGAGGCUCCAUCUUGGCGCACAUUCACCGGAGACGGCACUUCAGCGAGCAGGAAGCCGGGGGCGUCGUGCAGGACAUCGCCAGCGCGCUCGAUUUCCUGCAUAACAAGGGCAUGGCGCACAGAGACCUGAAGCCUGAGAACAUUCUCUGCAAGAGUGCAGACAAGAUUUCUCCGGUGAAGAUCUGUGACUUCGACCUGGGCAGCGGGAUCAAGCUGAACAGCGACAGCUCGCCCAUCUCCACCCCGGAGCUGCUCACGCCGUGCGGCUCGGCAGAGUACAUGGCGCCCGAGGUGGUGGAGGCCUUCAGCGAGGAGGCCACGAUCUACGACAAGCGCUGUGACCUCUGGAGCCUGGGGGUCAUCCUCUACAUCAUGCUGAGCGGCUACCCGCCAUUCGUGGGCCGCUGCGGGGGCGGCUGUGGCUGGGAGCUGGGGGAGCCCUGCCACACCUGCCAGAACACGCUGUUCGAGAGCAUCCAGGAGGGGAAGUACUCGUUCCCGGAGAAGGACUGGGCUCACAUCUCCUCCAGCGCCAAAGACCUCAUCUCCAGACUUCUGGUUCGGGACGCCAAGAAGCGGCUGAGCGCCCGACAGGUGCUGCAGCACACCUGGGUCCAGGGGGGAGCUUCUGACGCGCUGUCCACCUCCAUCCUGCACCAGAGGACCGGCAGCGCCAGGGAUCUGACGUUCUUCGCCGGCAAGGCCAUGGCGGUGAACCGGCAGCUGGCGGAGCAGGACGGCAUCCAGGACCAGCGGCAGCAGGAAGUCCCGCUCGUGGUCGCGGCCGCCGGCUCCUCCGGGCGCCUCUCCCUGCUCUCCGCAUCGCGGCUGGCCCGGCGCCGGCAGCACGGCGGCAGCCAGCGGGCCGAGGGCGCCGUGUCCGCCGCCGAGCUGCGCCAGCUGCUGGCCCCGCUGGUCAUCGUGGGGGACUGCGCCUGAAACCGCCGAGCGCCCCCACCGCCCGGUUAAGAUCCAGGAUGACUCGCCCCGCCCCCUCCCGCUGGCCCGGGCUCCUCGGGGAGAUGCUGCUCGCCCCCCUUCCUCUAAAAUGCCUUCUGCCCCGCUGCAGCUCUUCUGAAGCACAGCCGCCCGAGGUCGUUCCGCAUAGCAACUCACGGGGGGGGGGGGGGAGGGGGAGGCCAAUUUAUCUUUAUUUUUGGGGGGGAUAAAUGUUAAUUUGUUUUCUUCAUAAAACUCAGUUUCUGCUUUUUCUUGUAAACUGAGUUCAGAACCAAAGGCCAACUGGACCCACUGUGAAUCAAGUCAUCUGGAAUGUCUCCUGAGUGUGGAUGCAACGACCCAUCUGCACAUCGGUACACGCUUAUGCAAAAUGAAGAUGAACCUGCCCGUCUCUCCCUAGGGGGUGAGGGUCGGGGGAGGGGCUGUGAGCCGGUGCGGUCCAUUAACAUGGCUGGGGACUCCGGAGCUUCACCCCCCCACACUGAGGAGCCUCUUCUGGAUAUCAGAGACACUCGUCCAGCUUGGUGACGGCGCCGUAAUGCUCUGAGAGCCGGUGGUGUCGGUACCAGCCGGCCAGCAUCACUACGUCACAUGACCACGCGCCAAAUCAGCUGCUCGUCGGUCCAGUUGGAUGUGAGGUGAACCGGGUCUUGUUUUCAUGUGAAGAGCUGGUGAGUUUCCCUCGAGCCAAACGGAACCUUUAGUUCUCUUUUUCUGUCUCCACACUUUAUUUGAUGUGUUGACCUUUUGAUGAAGGUUGAAACUCCUCCUUCUUUUUAGUGUUCCGAAGGGAACAUGCCGCGUCGGCCAUCGCCCCAAAUAUUCUGUGUUUUUGUUUUUGACGCACUUCAAAAUAUUAAAUUCUCAUGAAAACGACGCAGUUGCGAUUUUUCUAAGAAAUAACCUAAAGGAAGAAACAUUCCACAACGACGAACGUCUUCCACAUGCAGCUCACUCUGGUCAGGGCUCCGUCAUCGUGCCACACCAUUCAAGUUCUAUGGUCGUUAAUACGCGAUAUAUAUAUAUAUUCUUUGUUUUCCGUGUCGAGCUGUUUUCCCUCUGUGGUUUUUGGGAGGAGUUGUUUUCUCUGGAGCGCCGCGGUGAAGCAGAUCUCCGUUGUUGUUGUUUUGGGUUCUGCUUGGCCUCGUGGUGCCGGCCCGGUUCACAAAGAGCUUCAGGACUCUGGGCCUCCGGGCCUCGUCUCUCAUUCUGCUGACGGAGACGCGUUUGGGGCUUUAUGUCUUAUAAUAAGACUUUAUUUUGUGUAAGCGGCCGUUUCUCAAGCGGCGUGAAGCUGGCGAGGCGGUUUGUGGGUCUUGAUGUAGUUUUCUCCCCGCUCUUCCAUUUCCUGAGGAGUUCUCCUGACCGUCUCCACUCGGCAUGGCGGUAGCUUUUUGGACUCCUUUUAUUGGCGGGGGGGGGAGAAAGUUAUAUCAUCAAACGCCUUCUUUGAUUUUUAUAUUCUCCGUCCUUUUUUUUGAAGGCAGUGUUCAAAUCCCCGGCGUCGACCUCCUGACCCGAAUGUACCGACCAGCAGAUCAAAUGUUUCUACGUGCUUCAUGAACACUGUUGUGGGAGUAUUCUUUAUUUUCGUUUUUGUGACACUUGUCUGACCCCUCCCCCCCAAGCCCAUUUAAAAACAAAUACAUUACUUUAAAUACAAAAGAAACCCUAUUUUUGAUUUAAGAUAAGCACUUUACUGCAGCGGCUCGCCUCACUUCGGGACUCGCUGCAGGAUUUUGUAUGUUUUCUACAAAACAAAUGCAAUAAAAUGCUUUUGAACUACA
This is a messenger RNA of Pseudoliparis swirei, 3471 nucleotides long. RefSeq names its product MAPK interacting serine/threonine kinase 2b (gene mknk2b). Lineage: Eukaryota; Metazoa; Chordata; Actinopteri; Perciformes; Liparidae. The record is from RefSeq and is a predicted model, not a curated record. The transcript has 14 exons. Gene Ontology annotation, molecular function: calcium-dependent protein serine/threonine kinase activity; ATP binding; calmodulin binding. Gene Ontology annotation, cellular component: nucleus; cytoplasm. Bases 254 to 1663 code for a protein of 469 amino acids. Gene Ontology annotation, biological process: peptidyl-serine phosphorylation; intracellular signal transduction; protein autophosphorylation.